UUCCGCCAAGAGGACGCGCCGACGUUUCCUGGUUGUGAAUGAAACUCCCUGUGAUUGGUUGACCCUUUUCUAAGAUUUCCCGCGCGCUCUGCAGCAAGCAAACGGCACAGUGAGCAUUUUAGCAAACAGAACAGACAAGCUAACGUCUCGCUCGUAUUUGUACCUCAUUACUGCUGCUGUUUAAAGCUGUAGCCUUAAGAGAAUGUCGUCUUCAGACUACGACCCGGGUUGUCUCCCGGACCUAUUACCGCUCUACUACCGGCGACUGUUCCCCUUCUCUCAGUAUCAUCGCUGGCUGAACUACGGCGGAGUGCAAAAGAACUACUUCCAGAACCGGGAGUUCUGCUUCACUCUCAAGGAUGACAUUUAUGUGCGCUAUCAGUCCUUCAGCACGCAGAACGAGCUGGAGAAGGAGAUGCAGAAGAUGAACCCUUACAAGAUCGACAUCGGGGCGGUGUACAGUCACAGACCAAACCAACACAACACUGUAAAGUCAGGGAGCUUCCAGGCUCUGGAGAAGGAGCUCGUGUUUGACAUCGACAUGACCGACUACGAUGAUGUCCGCACCUGCUGCAGUGCUGCAGACAUUUGUCCCAAGUGCUGGACGCUGAUGACCAUCGCCAUUCACAUUCUGGACAGGGCUCUUCGAGAGGACUUUGGUUUCCAGCACCUGCUGUGGGUUUACUCCGGCAGAAGAGGAGUGCAUUGCUGGGUGUGUGAUGAAGCUGCCCGGAAGCUCUCUGCAGCUGGACGUACCGCCGUGGCAGAAUACCUCAGUCUAGUCAAGGGCGGAGAGGAGACGAUGAAGAAAGUGGUCCUGACGGAUCCAAUCCACCCUUUUAUCAGUUCAUCUCUGGAAGUGGUGGAUAAAUAUUUCACACAAUACGCGCUGGAGGAACAAGACAUACUGGGUCAAAAGAAGUGUGUGGACAAAGUGCUGGCCCUUGUGCCUGAAGAUGUCAGAAAUGAAUUGCAGACCAGUUUUCAGAGUGAGAAGAGACCAGAGAAUCGCUGGAAACUGAUCAGAAAGGAAGCUUACAAUAAGCAGGGUACUGUAAAAAAAGGCCAGCAUUUUGAGAAAGAAAUCAUGCUGCAGUACUGUUACCCGCGGCUCGACGUGAAUGUCAGCAAAGGGGUGAACCAUCUGCUCAAGAGUCCAUUCAGUGUCCAUCCCAAAACAGGCCGGAUCUCCGUUCCCAUAGAUCUCAAAGCAGUAGACAGCUUUGAUCCGUUUGCUGUGCCUACAAUCAGUCGUAUCUGUGAGGAGCUGGAUCGCCCCAGAACAGAAGAGGAGAAGUCAGAGGAAUCCCAAGACAAAGACAACAAGAGAGAUGCAGCGGAAAUACGAAAGAUAAGAGAUUACAAAAGAACCAGCCUGGCAAAGUAUGUGAAAUACUUUGAUUCUUUUCUGGAUGGAAUGGCUCGUUCCUGGAAGGGAGAACUUCUUAAAAAGAGUGAUCAUCAAAUGGAAUUCUAAUAAACAUCACAUUCAGACAUCACAACCUUUAAAUAUACACUAUUUAUAGUGUAUUAGUACAUGUAUGUAUGGUUUGCUGCUUUAGACAGGCAAUUAGCUCUUGUGGCUUUUAUCUCUUUGUCUCAUUUCUUUUCUAGAUUUGUAUUUUUCUCCAUAUUUUCAAAAAUUUGUGUAUAAAAAUUUGUAAGACAUUUAUUAAAAUAAUCUUGUGAAA
Messenger RNA from Oryzias melastigma (Indian medaka), 1691 nucleotides. RefSeq names its product DNA primase subunit 1 (gene prim1). The coding region runs from base 203 to 1477 and encodes 424 amino acids. The record is from RefSeq and is a predicted model, not a curated record. NCBI's taxonomy places the organism in Eukaryota, Metazoa, Chordata, Actinopteri, Beloniformes, Adrianichthyidae. The transcript has 13 exons. Gene Ontology annotation, biological process: DNA replication, synthesis of primer. Gene Ontology annotation, cellular component: alpha DNA polymerase:primase complex.